AUGAACCGCGGCGUCGCGCGCGCGACUCGCGCGUCGCGCGCGGUGACGCGCGCGGGGACGACGUCGAUUCAGUUCGUCAAGGGUCAAAACGAAACCUCGGUCCCCGAAGUGAAACUCACGCGAAGCAAGGACGGCUCCAACGGCACGGCGUUCUUCAUCUUCGCCGAACCGGAUGUGUUUGAAAACGGUCAAGGUGACAUCACGGGGAUGUUCCUGAACGACGAGGAGGGAGAGAUGAGCACGGUGGACGUCAACGCGAAGUUCAUCAACGGUAAACCGAGCGGCAUCGAGGCGCGAUACGUGAUGAAGACGGAGAGAGAUUGGGACAGAUUCAUGCGAUUCAUGGCGCGUUACGCCGAGGAUAACGGUCUCGGCUUCGCCAAGAAGUAA
Ostreococcus lucimarinus CCE9901 is the source of this 390-nucleotide messenger RNA. RefSeq names its product psbW, PSII-W, photosystem II polypeptide (gene psbW). Lineage: Eukaryota; Viridiplantae; Chlorophyta; Mamiellophyceae; Mamiellales; Bathycoccaceae. Gene Ontology annotation, biological process: photosynthesis. Gene Ontology annotation, cellular component: membrane; photosystem II oxygen evolving complex; photosystem II. Bases 1 to 390 code for a protein of 129 amino acids. The record is from RefSeq and is a predicted model, not a curated record. The transcript has a single exon.